Messenger RNA from Exophiala oligosperma, 1035 nucleotides. RefSeq names its product mitochondrial import inner membrane translocase subunit tim14. The coding region runs from base 152 to 475 and encodes 107 amino acids. Lineage: Eukaryota; Fungi; Ascomycota; Eurotiomycetes; Chaetothyriales; Herpotrichiellaceae. Gene Ontology annotation, molecular function: ATPase activator activity. The transcript has 2 exons. Gene Ontology annotation, biological process: protein import into mitochondrial matrix. The record is from RefSeq and is a predicted model, not a curated record. Gene Ontology annotation, cellular component: PAM complex, Tim23 associated import motor.
CACCAUUUCUCAAAGACAAGAACAUCAAUUUCACAAAUCAACAUAUAUACCCACCACAAGGAGAUCAUUGUUCGUGCGCUUUUCAUUCUUAGCGCACUGCUAGCUUUGCGAACGUAACAAGUCUCUCACCGGGAGGACAGAACCCAGAGCAAUGGCGUCAACUGUAGCGGUUGGCGUAGGCAUCGCCGCCGCAGCUUUCUUCGGCCGCGCUGGACUUGUGGCUUUCCGCCGCUGGCGCAAUCCGAGCGCCGUAAACGCCCUCGGCCGUGCAUUUUACAAAGGCGGCUUCGAAUCGAAAAUGACGAAGAAAGAAGCAUCAUUAAUACUGGAUCUGAGCGAAAGAACCUUGACGAAAGAUAAAAUCCGGAAGAAUCACAGAGCCUUGAUGCUGGCGAACCAUCCCGACAGAGGAGGGAGUCCAUAUUUGGCCAGUAAAGUCAACGAAGCAAAAGAAUUCCUAGAACGGAAUGGGUGAAGAUGUUACGGAGAUAAUAUUGAUUCUGGGGCAAUGUCAUAAUCAUAGCAUAUGGUUUGGCAGAAAGAUUGACCACCUUGUCUAGAAGACGAGGAUUGACCUGCGAACGGAAAAGACUUCGAAUGGGGCAAGUCAAGCAGUUGCUCUACUGCUUUUCAGCGUUUGGCAUAGCGAUGGCGUUCAAUGGGUGGCUUUCAAUGAUGCGCCGGGAUUGUUUCCCACCAGUCCUGAAGGUUGAUGUUGACAUUUCAGGGACCGAAGUGCUUCAAGAUGCCUUUUUUUCAGAUCUCCUCUCGAAUUCGGCGAUUCUACGGAGCGUUUCUUAGGAAGGACGACUGGGCUGCGCAAAUCUCAAAAGAUCUAGCACGCUCCAAAAGGAUUGUUGUGUUAUUUCUCACAAAGUCUCGCACAGAGCCUGGCCCUCGAGACUGAAAUCUUGAGCGAGAACCAUCCGUGUAUAUAAUGUACAAUAUGAAACAAAAAUGCACAAUCGAUGCUUUGUUGUUCUUGAUAGGGCAAAAAAAAUGGUGAACGCUCCGCAAUGUUUUACCGUCCCAACC